This is a messenger RNA of Aaosphaeria arxii CBS 175.79, 1043 nucleotides long. RefSeq lists its product as uncharacterized. The coding region runs from base 220 to 729 and encodes 169 amino acids. The record is from RefSeq and is a predicted model, not a curated record. The transcript is spliced from 2 exons. NCBI's taxonomy places the organism in Eukaryota, Fungi, Ascomycota, Dothideomycetes, Pleosporales.
GCACUUUCGAAAGAUCAUUAAUUUCUGCUUCUACUGGGUAAAACCAACAAGCAUAAAAGGCAGUAUUGUGUGACAGUCUAGACAUAUGACAACAGUCUAAAUCUAUAGCUACACCCCACUCCAUACGGCAGGUGGCUCGUGCGCUAGCGCGGGAUGACCUGCAUCAUUGCGGGAAAUUCUUUGAUCGCGUAACCAACCUUCACUUGCACAUCCACCAUCAUGGCUGCCGUCGAUACUCAAACAACUUCGAAGCCUGCUGAUGCAGAGAAUGGCGCAUUCAAAUCAUUAUGGGCGGACAAAUACCGUGGUGCUACGGUUGAGGAUAUGGACCCUCCACCCGCACUCUCCGUGAAGCCGACAGAUCCUAUUUCUUAUGCUCUUAUGAGCGGACUCGAGCGAGAUUAUACCCACCUCACCGUCAUAUCUCAGGAGAACCGAGCCUUGUUGGGCUACAUUAGCAUUCCUCGACUACAGCAAUUGUUGAAGAACGGCACCGUCAAGGAGAACGAUACAGUAGAAGCCGCCAUGCAGAGAUUCCGUAGGAAGGGCACGCGAUACAAGGUUAUCACGACAGAAACACCUCUGGAGGAACUGGAAGAGUUCUUCCAUGGUGGGGUUGAUGGCAGCGGACCUCAGGAGUUUGCGGUAGUUACGGACCCCAGCAGGAAGUUCGUUCUAGGUGUAGCGACCAAAUCAGACUUGGAGGGCUUCGUAAAGAGGAGGGCGUGAGGCUGCCCAUAUCAUACCAACCUACAGGAUGCCUUUGCCAACAUAACAACCCCUGUCUACCUCGAUACUCCAGGAUUCUUUUGAGCACCUAGACUUCGAGGAAAACAUUGCUCCUUUUUCAGUCUGCUCAACCCGACUGAUUGCAAUGCGGAAACGCGAAUCCGAGACAUGGUGGAUGGCUGUGUGCUCGUAUUCAAUAACCCAAACGAAUGCUACAAAGCGAAUACCAGCACUAAAGCACUUUUAUAAAUACCAUACCUACUCCGAAGUGCAACAACUUUCUUUGCCCUAGAUAUAAAACUUUCUAGAGCAAA